AUGUCAUCCAAAAAUAUAGCUGGGAAGCUAGUUUUCUAUCAAAUGGAGGGAAAUGCCACCUAUGUGAGAGACACAGGAGAGUUGGCAUCAGAUGUUCCCACAGAGACAAUGUUUGAACUCUUCAAUCCACAAAGGAAUUUCAGCACGGCCAAGUUUACUUAUACCUGGGAUCUAGGGAAUGGAGAAGUAAUCCAAGGGACUGAACCGGUUGUUCGAUAUCAUUACUCAGAGUCAGGAAACUACACGCUGCAGCUGAAAGUCAAUGUGGCCAAAUCUGCACCUCCAAUCACCGGGGUCUACUCUACAGAUGUUCAAGUACUUGAUGCCAUCACAAACAUUGAACUAAAGGGGCCAGCAAGCUACGAAGUAUCUCAGAACACCAGUUUGGCUUUUCACGUUGAUGGAAGUCCUCCAAUGUGGGUGUGCUGGCGCUUCCUCCCACACUGUGUGCCUGACAUGACAGGCGGCUGCACGCUGACCAUGUUGUAUGAAAACACGCUGCGGCUGAACCACACCUUCACCUCUGCUGGCGUCCAUUGCCUGGACAUCAGCGUUCGAAAUGACAUCAGCAAGCUGCAGACCUCUUUCAGUCUCUACGUCAGGAGAAGCUAUAAUACCCACCUGUUCUUCAUCCUGUCAUGUGCUGCAGUUCUUGUAGCGACUUUCUCCUUCAUCAUAGCCAUCGCCUGCCGUCCUCGUCACCACAGCAGGUCACAGAUUGCGACGUCCAGUAACGCCAUAUUUCUCAAGGACCAGGAGGCAGAAGGUCAAAGCCAAAUCUUCUUUAAAUUAUCCAAUGUGGAGAGAGGAGAAAGAGAGCCCCUCAUCAUGCAGCAAGGGACCCAAUACAGUUCCUAACCAUCACACUGAACCUCUGGAUCUUCGCUCUCUUUAUGCCACCAAACUGUGAUAAAUAUAUGUGUGUGUCAUCGGCAAAGAAAAAUGUACAAUGAAUAAGAAUGUAUAUAAAGCAUGUAUUUCCUAUCUUAUUCUAAAUGUGUAGCCAUUGCUUGUAGCUUAUCUGUGCUUGU
Molecule: messenger RNA, 1031 nt
Organism: Melanotaenia boesemani (Boeseman's rainbowfish)
Lineage: Eukaryota; Metazoa; Chordata; Actinopteri; Atheriniformes; Melanotaeniidae
Gene: tmem130
Product: transmembrane protein 130
Exons: 7
Coding region: 1-858 (285 amino acids)
Source: RefSeq, a predicted model, not a curated record